AUGUGCAUGCAUCCUCAUCUGCAUGGAUCGUCUGCAUAUAACUCUCCGGACACGGCAACGUCAUGGAAUGGCCCGCUCGGGGCCGCGUCAGAUCUCCCGCUGGAACCGCCGUGCGGUGGCGUGAACCGCGAUCGGCUAAGGAAUGAUGGGUUCGUGCUUGCCGGUGCUCGGGAGGCACAGUGGGCCCAGUGGGCCCUGAGUGGAGUCGCGUCGUGGAGACACUGA
Messenger RNA from Penicillium chermesinum, 225 nucleotides. RefSeq lists its product as uncharacterized. NCBI's taxonomy places the organism in Eukaryota, Fungi, Ascomycota, Eurotiomycetes, Eurotiales, Aspergillaceae. Bases 1 to 225 code for a protein of 74 amino acids. The transcript has a single exon. The record is from RefSeq and is a predicted model, not a curated record.